AUUUAUGAAAUUUAAUUGUAAUGAAUAGUUCCAUAGUACAAUGUACGUACAUAAAAGUACUCAGAAAUCCACCAAGGCUUUAUAUUUUAUGAUGAUAUUAAAUACUUAUAUUUGAACAUAAUAAUGUAUGACAACCACGAUGGCGUUUAUUAAAAUAAAUGUUUAAAUUUAGGUCGUUUUAAAAAAUGGCCACCGGGAUAAAGACGGUAUCGAAGAACGAGGACAACUUUAUGAUAAAUAUGCGAUUAAUGAAAAAAACUGGAUUCUAUCAAUUAUUGGAUUCGCGGAGUCUAAAAGUGUUUGGUCACAACGUAUUCAAAUGCAUGUCCGUAGUUCAAAUGUCGAUCCUUUCGUCGGUGGCCUUUAUAUUUGUUGCAAACAUAUAUUAUUUUUCGGACGACAUCAAUACAGUGAUGAUGUAUUCGAUGUUAAUUACAUCCGAUGUGCUCUCGAUUUUAAAACUCUAUUACAUACUCCAAAAUUCAGAUACGAUAUGGAACUGCAUACAGAUGACGUCUAUCGACGACUUGUCUUACAAGUAUCACGAUAGGCGUAUACUUGAAGAGGGCCGAUCCAAGUCCACGUCGUAUUCGAUACUAAUUAUGUUUAUGUGGUUGAAUCUCAUAGUAUCUUGGUCAUUGGGUCCGCUGUUUGUCACAAAUUAUUUUUUAAUCGUAGAACAGAACGACGAGAUUUACCGUUACCGUUUCAACAUAAUGAAUUUCGCAUUCCCGGCAACCGAUCGAUUCUACAACGACAAUUUCAUGAUUUAUUACGGGAUAGAAUUUAUCACACUGGUGCUAUGGUGUCAUUGCACGAUGAAUUUCGAUGUGUUACUGCUGUCGAUGAAUAUUACGUUCAAGUAUCAGUUAAAAACUAUUUCGAAUUCUUUCAGUGCAUUCAAUUUCACACGAUAUAAUGACUUCAAGAAUAAUCGUACAAAAAAUGUUAAGCAUCACAAAGAAUCAGAAUCGAUGUUUGAUUUCAAGAGUUUGAUUUACGAUCAACAGCGUGUUAUUGAAAACAUGAAAAACAUUUACCGAGUAUUUCGACCUGUGGUACUUACUCAACUAGCUUCAGAGUCUUUAAUAAUAAUGCUACUGUCCUGUAUCAUAAUGCUGAACUAUUUUAAUGGUAUUUCAUUGUUAUCUGCGUUGAACUUGAGAAUAUUUGCAGCGAUAUCGACGUUUUUAUUUCAUAUAUAUGUUAUCUGCUACUUAUUCGACGACGUCAACGAACAAAAAGAUUCGAUGAAUCUUGCUUUGUACAGCAGUGAUUGGACGACAAGUGAUCUACAACAUAAAAUUCUACUACUUCAUGCCAUGCGGAUGAAUAACGCCGAAAAUCUGAGACUACAAGUGACGAGAAAUAAAAUAGUAAAUUUUCAAAUGUUUACGUAUGUACGUAUGAUUUUUUUCUCUUUUUAUUAUAGUGGCUAUUGCGGACAUUACUUUUAUUAAGAAAUAUAAUUUUACGACAUUAUAGAUACAAUCUUAUAAUUAUUCACUUGUUGUUCGUAUAGCUAUAUAUAUAGUGAUUAAAUCCCGCGUAUAGGGAAACCGAUGAUGAGAUCAUAGGAUAAGGUAGAAUUGUAAUAAAUUAUGUAGACUGAUUCAUUUGUUAAUUCGUUUUAUUUAAACAAUUCAAAAUAAAUUGUGAUACAAUUUUAAACUAUAAAAUUAUCUCUAUGUAUUAGUAUUCUCGGAUCACCCAAUAUUUCUAAGUGUUUAAGAAAUAUCAAAUAUGCGAUUUCAUUCGUAGCACUUUUGAUAAAGUACUGCGUUGUUAUACUAACAACAAUCUUCUUCAUAGGGUAAAACUUCCUUUGACAUCAGACAUCCAAUCUGUCUGUCUCUGCAGCUUCUCUCCAUCCUGUUCCAGGUCUUAUCAUCGCUCCAAACAUCCCUGGACUCUGGUGACACCGACCACAGUCCUCCCAUCUCAGGCGAGGUCUACUCAGAGGUCGUUUUCCUGCAGGAUUAUUUUCGAUCGCGGUCCUUAUUAUUGACUUCUGUUUUUUCCAUACAUGUCCUCCCAUUUAAGUCUUCUUAAAGAUAUUUCCAUUGUAAUGCUAGGGUGUUGAAAAAGGACCUGGGGUUCCCGAUUAUGUAUUUUCCUCCAUUCAUCGGUUUGACUAUUCUUGUAUGGUCUGAAAAUUCUCCAUAGAAUUCUCUUUUCGAAAAUACCUAAUCUUAUUUCUUCCGUUUUUCUAAGGGGUCAUGUUUCUGACCUGUAAAGUACCACUGUGUGAUGUUAUCAUAUAUGUCUGGUACACUAACAAUAAUGUUAUAUUAAUAUUACUGCUGUAUCUAUUAUUAUAAUAUUUGAUCGCGCUUAUAGCAUUUAUCAUUGGUCAUAUUCUCGUGUGGUUACUAACCUUUGUUUAAUCUUGCACUCCCCACGCAUUAUCUCAUUUCUUAGAAAUGGUUUCUCCGAAGGUUGAUUACUUUCAUAUAACUUGCCAAUUAGUAUUUCGUUGUGUUUGGGCCCCAGAAGUAUUCGAGUUCAUAAUACCUAUAUUGUAAUAACAACCAUCCUAACCAUGAGGCUAUUCGUUGUAUAGUUAUUUUAGGUAAACUCUCAUAUUAUUAUUAUCAUAUAUUUAUAGCUAGUCUCCAGUACGUAGUAGACAGUAGUAUAUUAUAACUUAAUAUAUUUUAAUACAACGGCGUAUGCUGUGUAAGCGAAUCUAAUGCCAGCAAAAUAGCAAAUAGUGUUACAGUGCAUUAUUUUAUAAUAUAUAUAAGUACAUUUAAACGCAAUGAUGUUUAGUUCUUAAGUAUUUUUGUUUUUUUUUCGUAUGUUUAUAGAUCAUGCGGACAACGUAUUCGAUAUUAUCGGUAUUGGAAAAAAUGUGUGCAAACAAGACGUAAACUAUAAUAUUAUGAUGAAACUCGUAGUGGGCGUUUAAUUCAAACGUUUGAAAACAAUAUAAAUUAAUAUUAUAUUGUUACAAUAAUAUAGUCAAUAGAAUCAAGAAUAAACACACAAAAUAGAAUAAAAUUAAAUGUAUAGAUCGUGUUUGAC
Acyrthosiphon pisum (pea aphid) is the source of this 3027-nucleotide messenger RNA. RefSeq lists its product as uncharacterized. The record is from RefSeq and is a predicted model, not a curated record. NCBI's taxonomy places the organism in Eukaryota, Metazoa, Arthropoda, Insecta, Hemiptera, Aphididae. Gene Ontology annotation, biological process: sensory perception of smell; detection of chemical stimulus involved in sensory perception of smell. Gene Ontology annotation, molecular function: odorant binding; olfactory receptor activity. The transcript has 5 exons. The coding region runs from base 186 to 1460 and encodes 424 amino acids. Gene Ontology annotation, cellular component: plasma membrane.